Molecule: messenger RNA, 1160 nt
Organism: Emiliania huxleyi CCMP1516
Lineage: Eukaryota; Haptophyta; Isochrysidales; Noelaerhabdaceae
Exons: 3
Source: RefSeq, a predicted model, not a curated record
AACCCAACCACUUCUACUGCGCCGCCGAUGUGCACGAGACCUUCGCGUCCUACCCGGCCGCGUGCGUGCCGCUCCAGUACCAGAUCUGCGCCGCCGACUACUGGAUCGCACAGCUGGCGGGCGCCGCCGUCGGCACGCUGCUUGUGCUCGGGCUGCUGGUCUUCUGCGCCAAGAAGGCGCGCGACAACUGCAUCCGCAAGCGCUCGAGAUGUGUUGUGAUGCGGGACGUCGCCCUGCUCCUCGCGCUCUUGCGCGCGGCGCCGGCCGCCGGCAAGGGCCUGCAUGAACACGACGGCGGCGCGGGCGGGCGCGACGGGCGGCGGACCAAGCCGUGGAGGGCGUCGGAGGCGUGCGUCGCGACGGGCGGCGCCGCGCCGUCGGUGGCCAUCAUCGGUGCCGGCGGCAACAUUGGCUCGCGGCUGCACGAGGUGCUCUCGGCCAACUGCGGCUGGAAGGUCACGGGUUAUGACCGCGAGCCGCGGCUGAGCCCGCCGCGCGCCAAGUACCCGAUCACGCCGAUGAGCGCGGCAAGCAUCCCAGCGGCGGAGCUGGCGGCGUACGACGCGGUCGUCUACCUCGGCGGGCUGACCGGCCGGGCGGCGUGCGACCGGCACACGCGCGAACAGACCUUGUCGGAGAACGUCGACGACCCGCUCGCGCUCGCGUCGCGCAUGGGCCCCUCCCAGCUGCUGGUCUUCGCCUCCACCUCCGCCAUCACCGAAGGCUCCGGCCAGCGGAGCGCGCGAGAGGACACGGCGGUGCGCACCGAGCUGCUCGACUCGUACUCAUCGUCGAUGCACCAGCGCGAGGCCGCCAUGCGACAGCUCGCCGCCAGCAAGCCCGCCGGCGCACCGCAGCUCGUCGGGCUGCGCUUCGGCACCGUCAUCGGCGUCUCACCCGGGCAGCGCGUCGACCUGGGCCCGCCGGCCAUGCUCAAGUCGGCGUACACGACGGGCGUCCUCAAGGUGGCUCACCCCGAGACGUCACGCGCCUUCCUGUGGCUGGAGGACCUGUGCCGCGGCAUCUCGCGCACCAUCGAGCUGCGGCGAGGCGGCGCCGCGAUAGCGCCGCCGGCGACGGCCCAUCACAGCAAGCGUUCGGCGCCGUCGUCGUCUUCGAUGGCGCCCGCCGCGCCACCGCCGUUUGCCAUCUACCAUCUG